GCGGUAAAGAACAAAGCGCUUAUACACGUUCGAAAAUGUCGUCGUUUAGAUUCUGUCGUCAAUGUAACAAUAUGUUAUAUCCAAAAGAAGACAAAGAACACAAUAUGCUUCUGUACGAAUGUAGAAUUUGUUCGUACGUAGAACAAGCUGCCAACCCUCGUGUGUAUCGUCAUGAGUUGAUAUCCAACAUUGGUGAAACCGCCGGUAUAGUGAAAGAUCUUGGAUCAGAUCCAACUCUCCCGAGAUCUGAUAAGGAAUGUCCAAAGUGUCAUGCACAUGAAGCUGUAUUCUUCCAAUCGCAACAGAGAAGAGCUGAUACUUCGAUGAUUCUGUUUUACGUGUGUCUACAUUGUAAUCACACCUAUAGAAGUGUUUAACAAGGAACAACGAAUGGAAACGCAACCAUAAAAGAGAAUGUAAUAAAUAUAACCGAUGUUAGAUGGAACAGAACGA
Williopsis jadinii is the source of this 453-nucleotide messenger RNA. RefSeq names its product DNA-directed RNA polymerase II core subunit RPB9 (gene RPB9). Gene Ontology annotation, cellular component: RNA polymerase II, core complex. NCBI's taxonomy places the organism in Eukaryota, Fungi, Ascomycota, Saccharomycetes, Phaffomycetales, Wickerhamomycetaceae. The transcript has 3 exons. The coding region runs from base 36 to 377 and encodes 113 amino acids. Gene Ontology annotation, biological process: DNA-templated transcription; maintenance of transcriptional fidelity during transcription elongation by RNA polymerase II; transcription-coupled nucleotide-excision repair. Gene Ontology annotation, molecular function: DNA-directed RNA polymerase activity; zinc ion binding; nucleic acid binding. The record is from RefSeq and is a predicted model, not a curated record.